Malassezia sympodialis ATCC 42132 is the source of this 243-nucleotide messenger RNA. RefSeq lists its product as uncharacterized. The transcript is spliced from 2 exons. NCBI's taxonomy places the organism in Eukaryota, Fungi, Basidiomycota, Malasseziomycetes, Malasseziales, Malasseziaceae. Bases 1 to 243 code for a protein of 80 amino acids. The record is from RefSeq and is a predicted model, not a curated record.
AUGCUAAGGGGAAGACCUCCGACGCCCCAUAUCUUCCCUAUUAACCUGAUUUUUCCACCGAUGGACCUCAGCGAUCCAUACACAUUCCUGACUUUGAAGCGAGAAUACGUCCAGAUUAAGCCGGUUCUAGCUGUGGCUACAGUGCUACUGAAGAUGUACGGUAAAUACCAAGAUGGACGCCUCCAUGUCAGUAACGGCUAUACGUGGAUUGCAAUGCUCUACAGUACGCACUCAAAAUAUUAA